AUGCCUCAAGGAGACCUAAUUUUCUCUAGUUUAAGGUCAGGCUCAAGACCGGUGCCGAAGAACACAGAUACAUUGUCAUCUGUUAAGAGUGAUGUGGUCAGCAUAGACUCUAAUCUGAGACGCUACGGAACUCAUACAGAGUCUGUAGAAACGGGCUCCGGUAAAAAUGUAACAAUUAGAAAUAAUACUUUGACAAUUGGGGUGAGUUCUGAGGUCUCGAGAUCUGCGUUCCACGGCCCGAGAAUGAAACUAUCCACUACUGGAUUGAAACCGCCUUCUUCGAAAGUAGCUAGAUCUCAAAAUAUCGAGGUGAUAAAUGAUAAGAAGAAUGAAUCAAAUGAACAAGACCUAUAUAACAAAACAACGAAAAGUUCUGUGGAGCUGGAACUUACGUUCCAUGAAUCUAGAUUCUCCACUGACCAAGUUAUGUUAGACAUUACUGCCAUAAAGGGUGCAAGAGAAGGUGAUCUAGCCGAGCUCAAGACAUAUAAGAAGACCCCUGGCUCUAAAGAUAAAAAAGUUUACUUCAUAAUAAAAGACUUUGAUUCUGAGACGAAGCGAAGGGCCAAGAGUUCACAAGUCUCAGUACUGUCCGGCCAACUACAGCAAGUAUUAGACCUUCCGUCCCGUUCCAAAGUAUGGGUAAAGCUUAAAGACAAAGAGUCACUGACUGUAGACUUGAUUGAGCUUCACGUUAAGGAUUGCCAUGUAAACAGAGGGGACAUGUGGAAGUUCUCAACAACACUCCAGGAUACCUGCGUCUUUCUCGGACAAAAAGUUAGUUUGAUUGAGGCUGUAAGAGCUACCGUUAAAGGAAUAUACAGAAAUGGUAAAAAGGUUUUCUCAGGUUACAUUAAUGAUAAUACCAAAAUAGUUUAUAGAUCCGAGUCAGCGAAGAUUUUAUUUUUGAUACAGAUUACGGACGAAAUGUGGCACUUUGAAGAGAAAGGUGAAGAAACAUUCCACAAGGUUGUUAACUCGCUUUUCCCUGAAAUAUUCAAGAAGUGGAAGAGUAUAGGCACACAUCACAGUAUUUCAAUUAUGUUUUGUGCUUCCGUGGAUAGAUCCGAGUCUUCGUUCAAUGAAGUGACUUCUGGAGAGAGAUUAAAAAGCACAGAUGACUACUAUAGAGUGGUAGUUGACCAGGUGAACAUUGUUCACUGGGUAGAAAUAAUGAAGACCUUGCGGAAAGAGUUUUUAAGAAUUGCACAAGAUCUAAGAAAUGUUAAAUUAAAUGAUGAUGUGAGCGUUAUUAGAGGUUCUUUGCCAUCAGUUAUCAAAUCAAACUUAUUGGAAACAAUAAAUGUCGCAACAAGUUUGAUUACGGAUCCAUUCAAGCAAAAUGAUUUACGCCAUACGACAACUCAUGCUAUCAUUGUUACUGCUGGCUCAGGUUUAUACGAUGUGGAUUAUGACUUGUUAAAAAUUACUACUAAAAAGCUAAUGUCACUGGAGAUUACUAUGGAUUUAAUUUGCUUAACACGUCCUCCUCUUCACAUAGUACCAUUACUAAGAUAUAGAGACUACAAGAAUGAAUUACACUACUGUACACCAACAUGGUUAAGUAUAUCAUUCUGGAACGACUCCUCCAGGGGUAAUGUUGAGUGGAGACCACGGUGUAAAAUAUAUGACGUCCUUAUGAUGGGACUAACAGAAACGGAGUUGAAGGACGAAAUUGCAUUGCAAUCAUUAAAUAUGAAUGAUAAAUGUAAGUCUGUAUCUGAAUUUAUGGAAGAUUAUGAUUCAGGAGUAUUUGGAUCUCAAAAUAAAAAAAUCAACGUUUCGGGUACCAUCGUCCCAGAAUCAAAAGGCGAUAAAGCACAAAAUAAUAACUGGAGGAAAAAUAAUGUGUCCAAGGAAAAUGAUUCUACAAAUGUGAUGGAAAGUAUCAAAUGGAUGAAUCCAACAUCUACAGAUGCUAUACUCCAACCAACCUUUAAAGAAGAGGUAUUUGCGCAGUUAUCAUCAACUUCUUCAGCCGAAACUGAAAAUAACCAUGCCAAAAAUGACUACGCGUCCACUGCCAAAGAUUCCCUAGCUUUGAACACUCUAAAAAGACUUCGAGACAACAAGUCAGGUGUUACGCAAAGGUUGUUUUCGAAACUUUUCCCAGAGUUGUCAAUAAAAAAAAGCACCGAAUCAUUAAAUUCCCCACAAGAUUCCCUUACAGGUACACCUACAAUAACCUCCACUACUACAGAGCCACUUCCAAUUUCAAAGACACACUCUAGACUUUCAUUUAAAGAGACGAACUUAUCCAAUAGAAACAAAAAGGGAGACUCUGAGGAUUAUUCAGUAUCAAGUUCCGAGUCAGUCAACGCUAACGUACAGGAAAGAAGGCCAUUGCUAAGUGAUACAUCCCAGAACUCCUCUAGAGCAAAUAAUAGCACGAAAAAGAAAAUGAAAGGCGAUAGUUGGAUUGAAAUUGAUAAUCCAUCAGUGCCUGUUGAUUCUGCUGUGGCAAGCUAUCUCAUUCCUAACAGAUGGAGAGACGUUUUCCCCAAAUAUGUCGCAAAGAAAUAUACAAAAUGGCGAUCAUUUACCACGCCAGCAGAGCUACCAUUAACUACAAGUUUAUUCCCCACACCUUAUGAUUUCGAAAAUCAAUUCAUGUUGAGAAACCAUACUGUCUCCUUAACUAUUGAACAGGAAGGCUAUCAACAAAGUGUUUUUGAUUUACUACAAAAUAUGUUAUAUGUUAGACUGCUAGCCGGUUUCCAGUUCUGUUUGGGCAAAGAUGUCAAGAAAGUGGAAAUGAUAUUAAAUAAAGACACGAGUGGAUCUCGAGUGACAAACAUUGUAACAGCUGAUAAUUAUACAGAUGUGACCAUUUAUAUGAGAAUUGACGAUGAAAUACAUAGAAUUGUGUGUUCUGAUCAAACUGUCUAUGUUCAAAGAUAUGUUAAACAUGAAGACUUAAAACUACUUCAAAAUUUUGCCAAAUAUACUCCAAAUGUAAAAACAAGAUAUGAAACUGAGUAUCGAGAAUUGGAUUCUGACCCCAUAAAAGCACAGAGAGAAAGUUACAAUUGGAAUCACAUGGACCAAGUUCUUGCUGGCUAUGGCGAUAAUGUCAUAGACUCAACUGCACAGAAGAAAUUCCGUUGCAAGUUCGUGAUUCUGCCAGCUGAAAUCCCACCAAAUACCUUUCAAUCAACUAUAAAUGGAAGAAAAGAGACCCUCACGGCUGAAGAAAUCAGACUCGAAGGCUUGCGGAAAAUCAUUUCAUCGAUAUCCCGUUCUAGGUUGAGAACUGAAAGCGAAAAGAAAGAUAAAAAAAAUCACAAGGAAGAAAUCCUGCCAGAAGUACUUUUUUACACUGGCUACUUGUUCGACUUUAUUGAAGAACAUAACGACUUCCUCAAAAAUUCUGGCACAGAAGUCAAGAAUUCUAUAUUCAUGGAAGAUGCAGAAACAUUGUCAAAAGAUGCAGAUCUCUCUAAGAUUGCUUUUGAACUUCAAUAUGGAUUGGAUCCAAUAAAAUUAGUGAACAGAAAAUGGCACUUCAAAAGACAUGAUAAUUGUUUUAUUGGGCUAGAAUUAGUGAAUUGGCUUAUCGAGCAUUUUUCUGAUAUUCACACCAGGGAGGAGGCUGUAAUUUAUGGCCAGGGUUUAAUGAAUAAAGGACUUUUCCAUCAUGUAGAAAGUAGACACGGAUUUUUAGACGGCCAUUAUUUCUACCAAUUAAAACCAGAAUUCACCACUGAAAAUAAACCUCUUUACAAAACCUCAACAAAGCAUAGCAAUGAGAGUAAUUUACAAAGGAAGAUUUCCACCAGUAAUAAAUCAGAAUCCACAAAAUCUAUGGAUCCAAUUGUGGCUACAGAGAGCAAUCAAAUAUCAGAGGACCAGAUAAAUAUCCCAGAAGAGCACAAUGUUACUGUGAUGCUAAGUAACGCGGUUACUAUAAAUCUUGACCCCAACAAGAAAUCUUAUAAAUUAGAGACCUGCGUUGCACAUUAUGAUAGGGUUCAUAAUCCCGAUCAUUGUUUCCACAUCAGAUUGGAAUGGUUAACUGCAACUCCUAAACUAAUAGAUGAUCUCAUAUCAAAUUGGUCAAGAUUGGUUGAGAGGUACGGUAUGAAGUUGGUCGAAAUUCCAUGGGACGAACUAUGCAAUAUUCCAAAAAUUAACCCCUUUCACUCAUUCAUGAAUAUAAGGUUGGCUAUUAAUCCUUGGGAAGAAGAAGAAUUCAAAGAUGAAUCUAUCUUCAAAGAACAGAAGUUCUUUUAUCAUAUCUAUUUGCUAGAGAAGUCAGGUUUCUUGCUUGAUAACAGGGCUUCUAAAUUCUUUCAGUCCGAAAAAUCUAGUAAUUAUCAGAUAGUUUACUCUUGGGGAAAGCCAAUGUUUAAAUAUGCUCAGUAUAUCCAUUACAGUGGUUCAUGCAUGGCUGAAAUCCGUGAAAAUGGUGAUUUAUUCUUGGCACCAAAUAAUCUCCAUAUAUCGAGGGUCAACAUAGGCAGUAUUAUUGGUAAAUCAAAUUCUUAUCCCAAGUUUACAUUGGAUGCAAGAAAAAUUAUGUUGGACUUCAAGAAAACAUGUGAAACCUAUGAAUCGCUUAGAGUCAUAUUUUUGGAAGCGAAAGAGAAACACCUGGAGAAUGCUGCCGACUUUGAGGAAUACAGUCCUUUCCAAUCAUUCAAUUUAUAUAUGUAG
This is a messenger RNA of Kluyveromyces marxianus DMKU3-1042, 4656 nucleotides long. It is a transcript of the gene IML1, whose product is annotated as GTPase-activating protein IML1. Gene Ontology annotation, cellular component: GATOR1 complex. Lineage: Eukaryota; Fungi; Ascomycota; Saccharomycetes; Saccharomycetales; Saccharomycetaceae. The coding region runs from base 1 to 4656 and encodes 1551 amino acids. Gene Ontology annotation, biological process: intracellular signal transduction; negative regulation of TORC1 signaling; positive regulation of autophagy. The transcript has a single exon. The record is from RefSeq and is a predicted model, not a curated record. Gene Ontology annotation, molecular function: GTPase activator activity.